AUGCAGGAUUCUGCAGCAUUGAUUGAAUGUCUGCGGACAGGAAAUGAGCCUCCAGGAGACGUUCCCAUCACUCACCUUGAAGUCAGUGAUCCUCCUUGUGGAUCCAGUGUUGACUACAGCAUGUCGAAUCAUCGAUCCGCCAGGCUCGAGAACGUAGACAAUGGUAUCCACUACGCCUCUAUCCCUGUCUCUCCGGGACCUCCUGCCAAUGGAGGUCCUUUUACCGGUGCCGAUCCUAUUGUGGAACCUACGGAGACACACAGAUUACCAACGGUGUCUGCUACCUCUUAUCCCACUCUCUCUAGGUCUGGUCGACGCUUUAGCAUGAGUUCGAUGGGUCUGGGAUCCAAUGGCAAUGCAAGCGCUCAUUCCUCCUUUCUAUGGAAGGUUUUUUCUCGACGAAGCAAGAGUAGAGAGGCAGAACGACGUUCGGACGUGACACCACAAAAUGUGCGAGCCUCAGGAUCGCAGUCUCAAUGCGACUCACCGACGAAGAAAUUGUAUGUUUGCCAAACAUUCUACUUGCAAUUUUUAAGUAAAUAA
This is a messenger RNA of Hydatigera taeniaeformis, 543 nucleotides long. The record is from the annotation of a GenBank genome assembly. Lineage: Eukaryota; Metazoa; Platyhelminthes; Cestoda; Cyclophyllidea; Taeniidae.